This is a messenger RNA of Cornus florida, 777 nucleotides long. RefSeq names its product cytochrome b561 and DOMON domain-containing protein At5g47530-like. NCBI's taxonomy places the organism in Eukaryota, Viridiplantae, Streptophyta, Magnoliopsida, Cornales, Cornaceae. The record is from RefSeq and is a predicted model, not a curated record. The transcript has a single exon. The coding region runs from base 80 to 637 and encodes 185 amino acids.
AACCAGUCACCUUAAUUUCAAUCAUCAUCACUUCUCUUAUUAAAGCUUUUUUGUAUAGCCAUUGAAAUUUUGAUAACCAAUGGCUACAACCCUUUUACUGUUUUGUAUUCUUGCUUCACUUUUCCUCAUUUCCCAUGCUCAAACUUGCUCAAACUACACCUUUUCAUCCAACAGAGCCUUCACUUCUUGCACCGACCUUCCACAUUUACAAGCCCACCUUCACUGGAACUACAUUCCAUCCACUGGAAAACUUGAGAUCGCUUAUAGAGCCAACCAAACUUCCAACGGAUGGGUUGCGUGGGCAAUCAAUCCGACUGACACAGGCAUGGUUGGUUCACAGGCACUUGUUGCAUUUCAAAACGCUAAUGGGACUAUGACUGUCUAUCCAACACCGAUAACCAGUUACAGCCCUUCAAUGCUACCGGGGACUCUCAGCUUUCAGGUUUCAAACAUCUCUGCAGAAUAUUCGAAUAAGGAGAUGAUGAUCUUCGCAGAUGUAGGUCCACUUGAUAAUGGAACUGUUGUCAAUCUUGUUUGGCAAGCAGGAAGUUCGGUUACCAACAAUGUCCCUCAGGUUCACUCGAUGUCAAUGCCAAAUCUGCAUUCAAUGGGGGCACUUAAUUUUCUAUCUGAUUAGAAACAAAGAUUCAUAGAGGGAACUAUAGCAAAUAAGUGAUCAAAUUUGUCUGUGAACCAUUUUCAUAAGAGAGGUCAUGUUUAUUACUCAAUGUUAUAAAGCUCUUGUAGUUUGUUAUCAUCUAUCCAACACUCCUCAAG